Molecule: messenger RNA, 450 nt
Organism: Penaeus indicus
Lineage: Eukaryota; Metazoa; Arthropoda; Malacostraca; Decapoda; Penaeidae
Exons: 2
Coding region: 1-450 (149 amino acids)
Source: RefSeq, a predicted model, not a curated record
AUGACCCAAGGCAAGCCAGGACGACCCAAGGCAAGCCCGACAAGACAGGACAACCCACACGUCCCCAUCCCAGGCCAGAACAAGCCAGGACAACCCAAGGCAAGCCAUACAAAGCCAGGACAACCCACCCGUCCCCAUCCCAGGCCAGAACAAGCCAGGACAACCCAAGGCAAGCCAGACAAGCCAGGACAACCCAUCCGUCCCCAUCCCAAGCCAGGACAACCCACUCGCCCCCACACCAAGCCAGACAAGACAGAACAACCCACUCGUCCCCAUACCAAGCUAGGACAACCUAAGCUAGGACAACCUAAGGCAAGCCAGACAAGACUGAACAACCCACUCGUCCCCAUUCCAAGCCAGGACAACCCACCCGUCCCCACAUCAAGCCAUUCCAAGCCAGGACAACCCAAGAACAAGCCAGACAAGGUGACGCCAGAUGCAGGGACCUGA